AUCUCUUCAUGACCAAACCUUCCUUCUCUACCAACAACAACAACAAUGGCGUUAACUCCAACUCCUUCAACACUCACUUCUCUUUUAAACAUCUCCGAUCAUCAUCCUUCCUCUCCCUCUAUUCAUUUUCUUCUUCCUCAUGGAUCAUCAUCAUCUCCUCCUUCUCCCUUCUCCCUCCACUUAUCCGCGCUGAACAGAACUCCGAUCUGCUUUGAGGCACUCAAGGUUCUGUCGAGAUCCAAGUGUUUUGCGAAAUCUCCCACAACCGCAGAAGAUUUCGUCGGGGAUUAUGAUUCUUUAAACGUUAGCGACGAAGACCACGAUGGUAGCAGCGGUGGUAACGGAACAGAGGAUACAAAGAAGAUCGUUUCUUCUUCUUCUUCUUCUUCUUCGUCAAGUGAUUCUACUUCUCUGGGGAUUCGUGAGCCUGUUUACGAGGUUGUUGAAGUGAAGGCGACGGGAGCAGUAUCUACAAGGAAGAUUAGCAGACGACAGCUUCUCAAGUCCAGUGGUCUUCGGCCAAGAGAUAUCCGAAGCGUUGAUCCUUCUUUGUUUAUGACUAACUCAGUGCCAUCUCUACUGGUCCGUGAACAUGCAAUUCUCCUUAAUUUGGGAUCUCUGCGAGCAAUAGCAAUGCGAGACCGUGUCCUUAUAUUUGAUUACAACCGGAGAGGAGGAAGGGCUUUUGUUGAUACAUUGAUGCCUCGGAUCAACCCAAGGAGUAUGAAUGGUGGACCCUCUAUGCCUUUUGAACUCGAGGUUGUUGAAUCGGCGCUAAUCUCAAGGAUACAGCGGUUAGAGCAGAGGCUUAUGGAUAUAGAACCCCGUGUCCAAGUUCUUCUUGAGGUUUUGCCCAACCGCUUAACUGCUGAUAUAUUGGAGGAACUUCGUAUCAGCAAGCAAAGACUGGUUGAAUUGGGAUCAAGAGCUGGAGCUCUUAGACAAAUGCUUCUUGAUCUCUUAGAGGAUCCACAUGAAAUACGCCGCAUAUGCAUCAUGGGAAGAAACUGCACACUUAAAAGAGGAAACGACGAUAUGGAGUGUUCAUUGCCCUCAGAUAAGCAGAUUGCUGACGAAGAAGAGGAGGAAAUUGAAAUGCUCUUGGAGAACUAUUUGCAAAGAUGCGAGUCAUGCCAUGGACAAGCAGAAAGGCUUCUGGAUUCUGCAAAGGAAAUGGAAGACUCAAUUGCUGUCAAUCUAAGUUCUCGGAGGCUUGAAGUUAGCAGAUUCGAACUGCUUCUUCAGGUCGGAACGUUUUGUGUUGCAGCUGGUGCUCUCAUCGCAGGUACAUUUCCAAAAUGUUUAUGAUUUGCAUACGUUUUCUCUCUUUUCUUUGGACUUCUAUAUAUCUACUUCUUGAAUUUUAACUACAAAUAACCGUUUGCUCUAUGAAAAAUAA
Eruca vesicaria subsp. sativa (arugula) is the source of this 1399-nucleotide messenger RNA. The record is from the annotation of a GenBank genome assembly. NCBI's taxonomy places the organism in Eukaryota, Viridiplantae, Streptophyta, Magnoliopsida, Brassicales, Brassicaceae.